AUGUUCAAUCGUUCAUCAUUGAACAUUACAUCAUCAUCAGUUUCACAACAACAGCAGCAGCUGCAACAACAACAAUCAUAUAAUACAGUACAUCCGGUAUCAUCACCACCUCCACCACCGGUAUAUCAACCACCACAACCAAGUUGGUGGAAUACCGGUCUAGCUGGAAUUGGUGGUGGCCGUCGUAAUUCAUAUGUGAAUGAAGAUGUUGAAGAUCCAUACCAACAACAACAACAACAACAACAAUCAGUACCAAGUAUUCAAAUUGAUCAAUCGAAUGGUUAUAUAAAUCCAUCAUCACCAACACAUUCUGGUUCUUCACCAACAAAUCAAUCAUAUCAUCGUCCACGUGCAAAUUCAUCAAUAACAGCUGCACGUAAUAAAUUACGUAUUAUGGCAAUGUUAGAUGAUGUACGAAAAAAACGUGAACUUCGUGAUCGUCGUAAAUCGGAUAUAAUGGCCUAUCUUGAUGAUCUGAUCGUACCGGAUGAUCCAGCAAUGGCUAAUGCUGCAGCUGGUGCAUUGAAACUUUAUCGUAGAAGAUUUUCAAUAUAUCAAUUUUUAAAUCAUCCAUCAACAAGUACACCAUGGUCAAUUACGUAUCAUGUGAUGGUUUUUGUUAUUGUAUUUGUCUGUUUAAUAUUGACAAUUUGUGCAACAAUUCAACAGGCACCAUUACAGGAAAAAGCAAUAAAAUCUGUUUAUAUGCUUGAAAAGGUUGUUGUUGUUUGGUUUAAUAUUGAAUUCGGUUUAGGUCUUUGGUCUUGUGCUUGUAAAAAACGUUAUCGUGGUCUAAUGGGUAAAGUUCGUUAUCUAACAAUACCAUCCAGAUUGAUUGAUUUUGUCAUAUUAAGUUUUACAACCAUUGUAUUGAUUGUUAAUCCAAGUAAAACUGGCCAUGAAGUUUUUGUUGUAUCAGCAUUUCGUGGUUUUCAUCGUUUUUUUCAAGUAGCACAAGUAUUGACAUUAAAUCGUCCAUUAAAACCAUGGAAAGUGUUAGCAUCGGUUAUUUAUGAUCAACGUGAACAAUUGUUUAUUAUUUAUUAUACUGAAUUUAUUGUUCUUUGUGUAUUGGCUUAUGUUGCAUUUUUAGUUGAAAGAGAUACAAAUGAUAAUUUCAAUAGUAUUGCCGAUGCUAUGUGGUGGGCGAUCGUUACACUUUCAACAGUAGGAUAUGGUGAUCGUGUGCCGGUUACAUGGAUUGGUAAAAUCAUUUCAACAAUGUUCACAAUAUUAGGUGUAGCGAUAUUUGCAUUGCCUGCCGGUAUUAUUGGCACUGGUUUAGCAUUGAAAAUUGAAGAAGUUGAACGGAAUAACAUACGUAAUAGGAAAAAAGUUGCCGCAGCCAUUCUUAUACAGCGUGCAUAUCGUUCAUGGAAAGCACAUCGUACAUAUGAAUUGGUAUCGAAUUUUUUUCGUGAACGUCCAAUGCAAAUAUAUAAACAACAUGAUUAUCUAUCGAUGGCACAAAAAUUCAUUGCACUAGUACAAUUUUUGGCCGCAUUGAAUAAAUUUCGUGAAUUAUUGCGACCAGUUGAUUGGAAAACCGUCAUGCAAAGCUAUAGUGAUGGUCAAACAGAAGUUUUAUUACGUACAAAAUUAGUACAACAAUCAAUUGAAGAAUUAUCACGUCGUGUUGAAAUGACUGAAAAUCGUGUGGCAAAUAUGUCAAUGAAAAUUGAAACCAAACAAAAUACAUUUGAAAGACGUAUUGAUCAUAUCAGACAAUUGAUGGAAAGUUGUCAUAGACAAUUAUUAGCCAAUCAUUUAUUGGUAGAAUUAUUACGUACAAAUAAUCAACGUUAUCAUGUUAGUUCAACAAUGACCACUGGUAGAAAACAUACAUCAUCUACGGCAUUAUCAAAUCGUGUCAUUGGUGGUGGUCAACAACAACAACAACAACAACAAACACCAUUACAAUCAACAUUGAAUUCGAAACAAUCAAUAAACAGUACAGUACAGAAUCGUUCGAAAACAACAACGGCGACAACAACAGCAUCAAAAUCACUUCAAAAAAAUUCAAUAACUCAAACAUCUAUAAUCGAUAAUAUUUCGAAUGAAUCAAAGCAACCACCACCAACACCAUCACUAUUGAAUCCGAAUAAAUCAUCAAAUAGUAAUUUACCAAAAUCAACAAUAACUAGACCGAAUCAAUUGAAUUUGGAAAAAUUAAAAAAUCUUUAUCCAAUUGCAUCAUCCGGUAGUAAUACAAGCAUUGAUGAUGAUGAUAACACUGAUAAUGAUGAUGAUGAUGAUGAUGAUUUUUUUAAAACUACCACCACUACGACAACAACAACAACAACAACAGGUCAAACAGCUAAUCAAUCAAAUAAUCAAGGAAUUAAUCGAACAUCGAUGAUCAACACUACAAAUAAUAUCGGCACACCAGCACCAGCAACACCAGUAAUAUCAUCAUCAGCUGGACCAAUUAUUUCCGUUCCAUCACCAUUAUUUUCAUCACAACAACAACAA
Molecule: messenger RNA, 2472 nt
Organism: Dermatophagoides farinae (American house dust mite)
Lineage: Eukaryota; Metazoa; Arthropoda; Arachnida; Sarcoptiformes; Pyroglyphidae
Source: RefSeq, a predicted model, not a curated record